AUCCCCAACACUAUACGCAGUCUUUCGGUGCACACACACACACAAACACAUCAUAUCUUAAUCUCAUCUUUCUUGCACUAAAUAUGCUCUGCUGGGAAUUGUGCUUAGUUCUGCUGCUUACUGGUUUCUCAGUGUGGGCUCUGCCUUCAACUAACAUCAAGAUCACACAAGCACUGCCUCUACAACUGUCAGACUCAAACCAGCCUGUUACAUGUCCAUUAUUCUGGACUGAGUUUGAAGGCUACUGCUACCGUUUUUUCCCACUGAACCGGACCUGGGCUGAAGCUGACCUAUAUUGUGCAGAGUUCUCCAAUGGACACAAAUCAGCCAAGCUCACCUCCAUCCACAGCUGGGAAGAAAACGUGUUUGUCUAUGAUCUCGUGAAUAGCCGUGUACCAGGAAUACCGACAGAUAUUUGGAUUGGACUUCAUGAUAGAAGACAGGAGGGCACUAUGGAGUGGACAGAUGGGUCACCUUAUGAAUACAAUUACUGGGAUGGAAACCAGCCAGAUGAUGGCAUUCAUCGCAUCCCUGUGGAGGAGGACUGUGUGGAGAUCUGGUACAGACAAAACAGUGCUCUAAGGUCGUGGAAUGACAACAGUUGUGAUAAGGCUUUUCCAUUCGUCUGCAAGAUCCCUACACUGGAAAAUUAAUCUUUCACCAGAUCUGAGAUUGUAUAUUCAGUUCUUUAUAGUAAACACUGACACCAAAACAUCUCAAAAUCACAGUACAGCGGUUGUCCUCUCAUCUUCAUCCUUGCAGUGAUGAUGAUGGACUCUCUCUCUCCAGCUGCACUCUGCACUUCACUUCGUUUUACUGCCCCCCAAAGCUGUUGCCAUAGUGCUGUUCCUCUGGGGCUUAGGGGUUUAGACCAGUGAGUCACGACACAUAGAAAUUCCUCCAUUGUAAUCUUUUAAAAAUGACACGUUUCUUUCCUGUAGAGGGACUGUUGAGUACACAUUUAUUUUUUAUAUUGAUGUUGGCGCUAUUGUUGUGGAUUCUGUACCAGUCAGCCCUUGAGACGAGGAGUAAGUUGCACCAACGGAUUUCUAAAAACUUUGUAAAGAGCACUGAGAUUUCGGAUGUUUUUAAUAACAACUGAGUGCAUAUGAAACCCCACCCUUCAACAGAUGCUUGUUCAUUCUAUGAGGACAUCUUUUGGAUCACUGGAUUUCAUGAAAUGUUAACAACCUUCUCAUUAUGAAAUGGCUUGUUUACAUGCGGUUUACCCAAAAAUGAAAAUUGCAUCAUUUAUUCACCCUCAUGUUGUUAAGUUUCUUCUGUUGAACACAAAAUAUAUUUUCAUGAAUGAUAGUAACCACACAGUUGACUGUACCCAUUGACUUGUAUAGAAGGAAAAAUAAAUACUAUUGAAGUCAAUGGGUACCACCAGUUAUCAAAAUAUCAUUAUCAAACUCAUACAGGUUUAAAACAACAUGUGAGUGAAUAAAUGGUGACAGAAUUUUCAUUUUUUGGGUCAACUAUCUCUAAUGUAUGCUUCAGACAGGGAGGUCUAUGUUUGUGUACAUGUAUUGUUUUUGGCCUGGUUUUCUGACUGCUGUCCCUCAGUGCACAUUGAUCUAUUACUGACCUAGAAGGUGAGAUUUUGAAAGAGUAGGGAUUUAGCUUCAGAAGACAGAAAGAGCUGAUGACCUUUCAUGCUUUCUCUCUAUCUAUGUAUUAUACCAAUUAGUGAUUGGAAAAUCUCAGUUUCACCAGACAGCUCUUAUGCAUAUAGAUUUUUAUCACUGCAUGCUGGGCAAAAUUCAGAAUUAAAAUUGCCCCCUUGCCAUUUAUGAGUUGAUCUGAAUUUAGUUUUUGAUAAAACAAAUAAUUACAUCAAUAAUUGUGACUAUUUUUGCUCAUUUAUUACCAUUAUAUAUAAUGGUAAUAUAUAUAAAAUGCCAUUUUCACCUUAACUUUAAGUGAAAAUAUUAAGUUAAAAAAGCUUAAAUUUUUUAGGUGUUACCAAUUUUAGUAGAUCCAACUUUCACUUUAUCCACCUGUUUCUUGACGUAAAUGUGGGCGCCGCCAUCUUUGAGCUUUCCGGUUUAUGACUUCCGGUGAGCCACUAAAGCUAAUGGUAGUCUAUUGCGAAGGACACAAGUGUGCCGUUUUGACUGCUGAUAAAAAUAUGCUAAUUUAUUUAUUCUGCUACUAUAUAUUAUUACAAAAAUGCCAUUACAGUACAGAAUAUAUACAACAUAAUCUGCUUAGUUAAUGUUUAUAAUAGGUUUGCACAUACUUUUGUUAUGUUUUAAAUUAAAAAGCAAAUACUUUAAAAAGUAAACAAAUUAUUUCAUAAGCUCAUGUUUCCACCAAGUGCGUAAAAAGCAAUGUAAUAAUAUUUUCAUAAAACAAAAACUAUACUCAAUACAUGUAACGUUAGUAGUUUAAUAUGUUUAUUAUGGUUUGUUCAAAUAACUUACAAUGUGUUGCAUAAGAAAGAUAUUGCUGACUGUGUCGGACCGCGUGAAGCUUGAUGUGUCGCCAUAAACAAGUCAAUUAAAAAUUGCCGUUUAAAAAAAACCUCACACCAGAGGGACAGUUGUGACAUUUUAAACCAUCACCUGAAAAGUUAAAAACACGAAUUUGUGGUAAAUUCCAUGUUCAAACACUCGACUGACUUUCCCAUUGUAAAGAUACUGGUAUGUCUCUGCUUUUAUAUUUGGGCAUUGAAGACCCGUCACCUCCGAUCAACAACACGAAAUGAUUGAAUAUAUCUUCAUAUAUCAAGCCACUUCUUAAUUUCAUUCUCACACUGGUUCAUACAUGGCAGGAGUAGUAAAUAUUAACUGUUUAAAUCAUGUUUUAUGUGUGCUCCCACUACACUGUUUUCUACCGGCUGGCUAUAGAACCGGAAGUCUCGCACCGGAAAGGAAAUACUUCAUAUCACUUACUUUCGCGUUCGAGAAAAAGGUGGAUAGUUGCAUUAAUUCUUUGGAUUUCAGUCUAUUUCAAUUGUGCCUGUUUAAAUUAAAAUUACAUUUAUGCAUCCUGAAAACUAAAUUCAAAAUUGGCCACUGAGUAGUGCAAGAGUAUGUCAAUACUUUCUCAGCAGCAUGUCAUCAUUAGUUUUUGUAGAGUUAAUAGAACGGAAACUUUAGAGUUUACAUUAUAAGCUCACUUUUGAGGUCUUAGUGCUCUCCAUGGAAAGUUGGUAAUAGUUUGUUCAUGACCCAAUGUCUGGGUAUUACCAGCAUAUAACUUUAAAAAAAAUAUGAACAUUCUAGUUUGUUAAUAUGAUCUCAAACAGUAAUUUUAAUCAUUAUGUGCUUGACAUAAUGCCAGGACUCAUGUGGACAGUGGGGUUAAGCUGCUCCCUCUGGCUGGAGACAGCAAUUAAGUGACUAAUCUCUCCGUCUUAUAGCCCUCAGUGGGAACAGUUAUACACAAACAAGCUCUACAUUUUUUCUGGGAUUUAAUAAGUACAUCACUGCGGUUGACGAAAAUGUUAUGCAUGUUUUAUGCUAUUGUAAAUAUGCAUGUUUACGCAGUAGAAUCAGAGUAUCAAACUUUUGAUAUUAUUAAAUCCAUUUACAAUAACCAACAAUCACAGCUGAGGACAAAGCAAAAGGACAGUAACAAAAUUCACUUUAAUGCAUUUUGGAACAUGUUGCCAAAUCACUUAAGACAUCGCUCUGAAGGAUUUACACAUUACAAUCUCUGUCAAUGAGACAUUUAAAGGGAUUCUGCUCUAAAUUUUUUCACACACAAAGGUCAGCAUUCAGCAGUGUAACAAACUCUCAGAGAUUUCAGAGCAGACAAAGAAACAUUAGAGUAAACGUUUUGGCUUAGAAUUAAAUUAAGACACAAAUGUGAAAAGACAAAAUAAUUUUUUCAGUGAAGUUAACAGCUUUUUCAGCGUAUUCAUUUCCAUUUCUUAUUAUUUGUCUUUUCUUCUAUUGCAACAUGCAUUUGUUCAAUCCACUGUACACAAUUUAAGUUAAAAAUAUAUAUGUUUGUAGAGAUAAAUCUAUAAUUAUAUUAUUAUGAGCACUUUUAAUCUAAAUAAAGAAAUAUCUUCACUGGCAAA
Misgurnus anguillicaudatus (oriental weatherfish) is the source of this 4036-nucleotide messenger RNA. It is a transcript of the gene clec19a, whose product is annotated as C-type lectin domain containing 19A. The record is from RefSeq and is a predicted model, not a curated record. Lineage: Eukaryota; Metazoa; Chordata; Actinopteri; Cypriniformes; Cobitidae.